AUAUACUGAUACUGAGGAGCGAGGAGCCCACUCGGUGCAAAGACGACUACAUCGAGUUUAUUCGAGUAAGGGCCAACUGCUCGUGAUGGUGCGGUCCGACGACAGUGUCAGAUAGCCGCCUCGCACGCAGCAUGGGAGCGAACAUGGGCAAGAACUCCAGCCUGCUGGACGCGCUGCCCACGGCCCAGGGCACGCUGCACGUCGUCAUGCUGGGGCUCGACUCCGCCGGCAAGACUACCGCGCUCUACCGCCUCAAGUUCGACCAGUACCUCAACACCGUCCCCACGAUAGGCUUCAACUGCGAGAAAGUUAAAGGCACCAUCGGGAAAUCUAAGGGCGUCAACUUCCUCGUUUGGGACGUCGGCGGCCAGGAGAAACUCAGGCCGCUCUGGAAGUCCUACACGAGAUGCACGGACGGCAUCAUUUUCGUCCUGGACUCGGUCGACGUCGAAAGGAUGGAAGAGGCCAAAAUGGAACUGAUUCGCACGGCCAAGUCGCCGGACAACACCGGCGUGCCGAUACUUGUGCUGGCGAAUAAGCAAGACUUACCGGGGGCGAAGGAGCCUCGGGAGCUGGAGAAGCUGCUGGGCUUACACGAGCUGGUGUCGUCCCCGCACGGCUCGCGCGACGCGCACGCGUGGCACGUGCAGCCCGCCUGCGCCAUCACCGGCGACGGCCUCCACGAAGGCCUGGAAGCGCUUUACGAGAUGAUACUCAAGAGGAGAAAAUUAGCUAAGUUGCAGAAGAAACGGGUCAGAUAAACUGACUUGCGCUUUCGUAUAACGGUCGAAAACUUUGACCAAUUCAUUACGGUUUGCGAGUUAAGUAUUCAAAAUGCUCACGUUGCGGACGUUUUUACGUUCGAGUUUAAAACACCAAAAAUUGUUUUUACUAUAGAUGUAUAACGUCUUAUGAAAAUAUUCCAUCAUAAUGUUGCUCAAGUUAUACUGAACAUUUUGACGGAGAUGAAUAUUUUGAUAAAACUAAUUUAACUACUAGUCAUUUUCUUUUGAAAAUAGCUAGGGGAAGGGUGAAGAUAAUAAGAUAACAUUUGUUCCAUAACCAUGUGUUGUUGCUGAAGUAAUUUUACUGUGUAAUAGCCGGGCUACACGAGGCUAGCUUUCAAACAUUAGCUGACUAGGAAGCUAGUAACAUCUGGCUUGGUGCGAACAGAACUAUGAACUUUAUUUUUAUGUUCAUAAGCUUUCAAAAUACCAAACAGGAAUGUUAAACACAAUCCAGAGACCUAAGUAGCUAUUUCAUGUAAUGUCUUUGAAAAUUAGCCUCAAGUUACCUAGCCAUUAGUUACGUAAUUUAAGGAAUGGAUGGAUAAACCUCAGUCUUCAGGAAAGUAGGUUUAUUAAAUGACAAAACCUUGGCUUAAAAUGUUACGUUCAAGAACACAGCUAAGUUUGUCGACCACAAUAUCCUGUGGGACCAUUUAAUGAUUUUGGGAAUCUUCGCGCUAAACAUAAGCACGUUGAAUGCACUUUAUGAACGAUCCCUUUGGCUGGCUAAACGUGCGGACUGCGAGUUAUAAUGACUAUGUGUACGUACCUAAUAAGUAGAUUAGAUAUAGGUAACACUGGUCCCUACUUUCUGCUCUUGAUACCCUUAUCUUCAUCCUGCUAUACUAAACCCUUCUAAACGUCCAUACCAAAUGUUUCUUGAGUAGCAACUUACGACAAUUUAGUCUGUAGAUUAUUUAAAUUAUUGUGAUGUUCUAUGUAUAACUUUUUAAAGAGGCUUUUAAUGUUUGUGUUUGGACGGCUUCUUCGUAUGUAAAUAAGUGUAAAUAUUCCCUAGAAACAGUUACUUAGUCCACGAUGUGUUUUAAUGUACUUAUAGGUACCUAAAACUUUUCACUGCGCAUUUGAUUUAAUGAAACUAAAUGGGCAUUUAAUUUACUAAUUUCUGAUUUAUAUUUCAAUUACACUGAGCUAUCUGGAAUCUUAAUCCCUGAUUUGUCGUAAAAUGCAUUCGAUGUAACUAUUCGUAUCAAUAUUGGAGUCUACUUUUUAAACAGGAUUUCCACAAGAAACAAAAGUGA
Molecule: messenger RNA, 2050 nt
Organism: Ostrinia nubilalis (European corn borer)
Lineage: Eukaryota; Metazoa; Arthropoda; Insecta; Lepidoptera; Crambidae
Gene: Arl4
Product: ADP-ribosylation factor-like protein 4C
Exons: 2
Coding region: 132-761 (209 amino acids)
Biological process (GO): intracellular protein transport; vesicle-mediated transport
Cellular component (GO): plasma membrane; cytoplasm
Molecular function (GO): GTPase activity; GTP binding
Source: RefSeq, a predicted model, not a curated record